Plodia interpunctella (Indianmeal moth) is the source of this 1331-nucleotide messenger RNA. Its product is annotated as prostaglandin reductase 1-like. The transcript is spliced from 2 exons. Gene Ontology annotation, molecular function: 15-oxoprostaglandin 13-reductase [NAD(P)+] activity. Gene Ontology annotation, biological process: prostaglandin metabolic process. Bases 125 to 1252 code for a protein of 375 amino acids. The record is from RefSeq and is a predicted model, not a curated record. NCBI's taxonomy places the organism in Eukaryota, Metazoa, Arthropoda, Insecta, Lepidoptera, Pyralidae.
GAUUGUUUUGAAAUUUGGUAAACGGGUAGAAUACUCGUACUGGAAUAACGCUUAGGGUACUUUAAUCCCGGAAUUCCCACGGAAGCGAAGGCCCGGGGCGCACCUAGUAUCUUUAUAAAACACGAUGCACAUGCCUGACAAUGCCGGUCAAUAUAAGAUCUAUUGUUCUCUUCCCUCACACUUUGUUUUAGAAGCUUUUGAGACGGCGAGCUGCACGCACGAUUAUUCGUAUAAAAUAUUUGUGCGCCAGAGCAGGAGAAUGCGAAAACUGCGCAAAUUCAUGGUAAUACAUAAUUUUACAGAGUUCUUACCAUUGACCACCGACUUCCAAAUAGAGGAGGAGCAGAUCAACAAACUCGCGCCAAACGAGUUUCUUGUGAAGGCGGAGUACAUCAGUGUAGAUCCGUACAUGCGGUCCUUCGCAAAGGGCUUCCAAGUGCCUUACGAGCAAUUCGGCUUCCAAGUCGGGAAAGUCAAAGAAAGUAGAAAUGCCAAAUUCCCUGUUGGAGCCAAUGUGGUCUCACACGCGGGCUGGCGUGAUUACGCAGUUUUAAAUGACACUCCUGAUGAUAUAUUCGGCAUACACCCUUACAUUCCUGAUCUUGGUAGGCUGUCCCCGUCAUUGGCGAUCGGAGCGUUAGGAAUGACCGGGCUUACAGCAUAUUUAGGGUUGAUGGAGAUUUGUAGACCGAAGGCUGGAGAGGUUUUGGUAGUGACGAGCGCUGCGGGCGCGGUGGGCUCUAUAGCAGGCCAGAUCGGCAAGGUUCUGGGCUGCACUGUGGUCGGAUUCACAGGAUCUGAUAGGAAAGUGAAAUUAAUUAAAGAAGAAUUCGGUUUUGACCACGCGUUUAACUAUAAAACUGGUAAUGCAUAUCAUAUAUUAAAGGAGUUUGUUCCGAACGGAGUGGAUUGCUUUUUCGAUAACGUCGGAGGUGAGCUGGCGGGGGAGAUAAUAAGAUGUAUGAGGGAGUACGGUCGCGUUGCGAACUGCGGUUCUAUAAGUACGUACGGAGACACCACGUCGUCAGUGAAGAAUAUAAGAACGUUGGUGUCGGUGCAGAUAGAGUCGUUUAGCUUCACACAAUGGAAGCCGAAACACGAAGCGACGUUCAAGCAGCUGAAAGCCUGGCUCGAGUCCGGGACGAUAAAGGCUAAAGAGACCAUUGUGAAAGGUUUCGAAGAGCUCCCCAAUACUUUCGCCGCCAUGUUGAAAGGCGACACCGUCGGAAAAGCUGUCGUUAAAGUUUUAUAAUAAGGGUAUCGUGUGUGUCGAAGUUUGUUUUAUACUCGGUUUAUGGAGCUAUGUGGAGUUGUGGUAUUGUACACGGACG